AUGGGGUUUCGAGUGAGCAUUGUCUCAAAUAGGGACUCUCGCUUCACCGCACGGUUAUGGCUGAGUUUGCAAAUCGUGAUGGGGACUCAGUUGACUUUGACUACUGCUUACCACCCUCAAACCAAUGGUCAGUCUCAGUGCACAAUUCAAAUUUUGGAAGACAUGUUGAGAGCAUGUGUAUUGGAUUUCAAAGGGUCAUUGGAGAAAUAUUUAUCAUUAGCUGAGUUUGCUAUAACAAUAGCUUCUAAGCUAGUAUUGGGAUGGCACCUUUUGAAGCCCUAUACGGGCAUCCUUAUAUCGCCUAGAAAGAGUUUGAUGAGAUUUGGCCGGAGUGGGAAGCUAUCACCAAGGUUCAUUGAUCUCUUUUAUAUCAUUGAACGAGUGGGGGAAGUUGCUUAUCACCUUGCUUUGCCCCCACAAUUAUCUGGGAUACAGGACGUGUUUCAUAUCUCAAUGCUUCGCAAGUAUGAGCCCGACCCAUCUCAUGUCUUAGACUGGGUGAAUCUUGAAGUAGAUGAAAAUGUUUCCUACGAGAAGAAACCAAUAAAGAUUUUAGAUUCCCGAGAGCAAGUUUUGAGAGCUAAAACUAUACCUCUAGUCAAAGUGCUAUGGCACAAUCAUGGGGUAGAAGAAGCCACUUGGGAAAGGGAAACAGAAGUUCAUGAAAAAUACCCUGAUUUGUUUAAUGAUGUAUGA
Messenger RNA from Camellia sinensis, 696 nucleotides. NCBI's taxonomy places the organism in Eukaryota, Viridiplantae, Streptophyta, Magnoliopsida, Ericales, Theaceae. The record is from RefSeq and is a predicted model, not a curated record.